Molecule: messenger RNA, 2772 nt
Organism: Anopheles gambiae (African malaria mosquito)
Lineage: Eukaryota; Metazoa; Arthropoda; Insecta; Diptera; Culicidae
Exons: 1
Coding region: 125-2491 (788 amino acids)
Biological process (GO): DNA integration
Molecular function (GO): nucleic acid binding
Source: RefSeq, a predicted model, not a curated record
UUUGCAGGUAGAAAUAGAAGCAAAGAGCCGACCCCUGCUGACAAUUAAUACGCAUCGUGGUCUAUACCAUUACAACAGGCUUCCUCCAGGCAUAAAAGUGGCCCCUGGUGCCUUUCAGCAGAUAAUGGAUAAAAUGCUCGCCGGGGUAAAUGGAGUAUCUGCUUACAUGGAUGACGUAAUAGUUGGAGGGAAAACACAGGAAGAGCAUGAUGCAGCUCUUGAAGAAACGCUGAAGCGCAUAAGGGACUAUGGGUUUACCAUCCGGAGUGAAAAGUGCGCAUUCAACAAGUCGGAAAUACGCUACUUGGGGCAUAUCAUCGACAGCCGAGGCCUACGACCCGACCCGGCAAAGAUCGACGCCAUCAAAAAUUUGCCUGCUCCAAAAGAUGUCACAGGCGUUCGAUCAUUCAUCGGUGCGAUAAAUUUUUAUGCCAAGUUUAUCCCCAACAUGCGUAACUUGCGCUACCCAUUGGAUAAGUUGCUGCUAGCCAGAAGUGUGUUCCAGUGGACACCCGAAUGUCAGAAAGCUUUUGACCAAUUUAAAGCCCUCUUGUCCACGGAGCUCUUGCUCACACACUACGAUCCAACGCGCGACAUAGUUGUGUCCGCCGAUGCAUCAUCAGUUGGCUUAGGAGCAACGCUAUGCCACAAGUACCCAGACGGAUCCCUAAAAGUGGUACAACACGCAUCCAGAGCACACAGCAAGGCGGAGAUUGGUUAUAGCCAAAUCGACAGAGAAGGGUUGGCAAUAAUUUUCGCUGUAACCAAAUUUCAUCGCAUGAUAUACGGUCGUCAUUUCACACUGCUGACCGACCACCGACCAUUGGUACGCAUAUUUGGCAGUAAGAAAGGAAUUCCGACAUACACAGCAAACCGGCUGCAAAGGUUUGCACUUACUCUUCAGCUGUAUGACAUGGACAUCGAGUAUGUAGCAACAGGCUCAUUUGGAAACGCCGAUGUGUUAUCUCGGCUCAUACAUCAUCACGCCAAACCUGAAGCUGAAUAUGUCAUCGCCAGCCUGGAGUUAGAAAACGACUUAAGGUCAGUUGCCAUUAAUGCGCUUAGCUCAUUUCCUUUAUGUUUUAGAGACGUUGAGACAGCUACGCAGACUGACCCCUUGCUCCGGAAAGUCCAUAAGUACGUGCAGGACGGAUGGCCGCAUGAUGUUUCAUUCGGAGCAGAUUUGGCACGGUACCACAAUAGGAAAGAAUCGCUCUCAACCGUUGAGGGGUGUAUACUUUUCGGGGAGAGAGUGGUCAUCCCGGAGAAACUGCGUUCCCGUUGUUUGCUGCAGCUGCACAAGGGUCAUCCGGGGAUGCAGAGAAUGAAGGCGAUUGCGAGAAGCUACCUGUAUUGGCCAAUGAUCGACGACGAUAUUGUGAGCUACGUGGCAUCUUGUGAAUCCUGUUUGGCAGCCGCUAAAGCACCCCCUCGAGCAACACCAGCGACAUGGCCAACACCAUCGGGCGCCUGGCGUAGAGUACACGUGGACUAUGCUGGGCCACUGGAAGGGUAUUUCUUUUUAGUGGUGGUUGACGCUUUCUCCAAGUGGCCUGAAAUCUACAAAACUACGAGUACAACAACAUCUGCCACCAUCUCCAUGUUACGGAACAUUUUCGCUCGCUUCGGUAUGCCUGAAACGUUAGUUAGCGACAACGGUCCGCAAUUUACCAGUGCCUUGUUUGCGGAGUUUUGCAACAGCAGCGGGAUCGAGCACAUCACGACAGCACCGUUCCAUCCGCAAUCAAAUGGACAGGCGGAGCGGUUCGUCGAUACGCUGAAACGAGCACUGCGGAAGAUCCAGAGCGACGAGACGUCCCUUGAUGAGGCCCUGGAAUUGUUUCUCAUGACGUACCGAUCGACACCAAACGCGCAGUUGAACCAGCAGAAAUCUCCAGCUGAGGAAAUGUUCGGCCGCCCCAUCAGGACAGCACUGGAGCUGUUGUGGCCCCCAUCAUCACACUCACUAUCUCCUUCCUCAUUUAUUUCAGUGCGAAGUUUUCAGCCUGGCGAUCCCGUUUCUACAAAAUCUUUCUAUAGAAACUCAUGGAAGUGGAUACCGGGAAAGAUCGUUCGUAGCUGUGGACGCGUUAUGUAUGACGUCAUUGCGAGUGAUGGACGUUUACUUCGGCGCCACAUAAACCAAAUCAGGCGUCGUGCGGUAGCCCGUGCACCUGAGGGACAUCAGCUGCCGCUUGAUGUACUGUUAGAGGAAUGGUCUUCUUCUUCUUCCCGACCAGAGCCAACCCAGCCUGAGCUGGAACCAAUCGUAAGCGAGCCAACAGCGCUUCCACGGUCAUCGCCCGCUUAUUCAUCACUAGCAGCGACGACCCCGAUGGAUGUUCCUUUGACGACAUCCAGCUCGCUACCUCCUGCCGACCUCGAAAACCGUCACGGAGGUAGGACCGAUCAGCGCCUGAUAGAUUUGCCACGCAGGUCUUCUCGAAUAAGAAGACUUCCGCGUCGGCUCGGAGCCUAUCAGCUCAUUUAGCCGGGGGAGAUGUUGCAGUCCGCCGAGACUGCAGCCUCUUCGCAAUAUCGAUGCUUUCCGGGAACUGACAGCAUUCGAUGUGUAGCGAAUAUAGUCGUCUUUUUCUCUCUCUCUCUCGUGCAUGAUCCAUUACGAUCGGGGAUCCUGCGAUGUAACGAACACUCGGGAUUUUAUCUGCACCAGCAAUAGACGUGGCUAGCGCGCGCGGCUCCGUAUUCCUUUUCCUUUUAUCAUUUGAUCGUUUUUAUAUAUAUGUUUGUUAAAAUAAAGUAUAAGUCAAC